AUACAAUAACUUUCUGCCUUAUAACUUAUUUACAUCUUACACCUAUAUAAUACAUCUUGCUUGUAUUCAUAUUCACAGCAUGUUGACGUUGUACUGUAAUACCUUAAUAACAACUGUAUUACCAAUGUAAUAAAUACCACAUGCGCUGUUAUACAAUAGGAACUUUUCAUAUGAAGAAUGUUUCUGCAGGGACAGUAAACUGAGGCGGACCUAUCGUGUACAUGUGCCGGAUGUAAACACAGUUACCCACGUGUUCAAGCCGCAAGUAGUGCAGCCGAGUGACUCUUAUAUCAUUUUUGGUCUUUCGAGGGCGAAGCACAUUAAAAGUUAUGGCAGGCAGAGGUCGAGGAAGAAACCAGUUUACUUUUAAUGUGGACUCACUGGGUUUCGGGAGAGGAGAAUCUUUACCCACAUCCACACAUACACCUUCUCCACUUUUUCCUCCGAUGCAGUUUAGGCCAGUGCCGCUUCAUACAGGUGAAGAAGUGGAGUAUAUGCUCGCUCUUAAACAGGAGCUGAGAGCCUCCAGUAAGAAUCUGCCUUUCCACAUCAGAGCAGCCAAAGCAAAGAAAGAUGUGGCGCGGUACUCUGAUAAAUACCAAAAAGGUGAACCAAAAAACAACACCAUUGAAUGGAAUCCAGACUGGAGUCGAAUGCCCAAAGAACUUUGCAUUAAAGUACGGAAACCUCUGAAAACAAGUGCCACACCACAACUCAAGCAAAAACCAAAAAAAGCUGUGGGCAAAGAAGAGGUUCUUAAAAAACUAGAGACACUUGAGAAGAAAGAGCAAGAGCAGCAUUCUGAGGAAGAGGAGGAGGAGGAGAAGAAGAAGAAAAAAGAGGAAAAUGAGGAAGAUGAGCCAGAUGUGGAUGAAGACUAUGAGGAAGAAGAACUUGAAGAUGAGACAGACUACAUCAUGUCUUACUUUGACAAUGGAGAAGAGUUUGGAGGAGAUAGUGAUGACAAUAUGGAUGAAGCUGUUUAUUAGCAUGUUUUAUUGAAUUUAAUUUUAAUCUAGUGAGUUCUGGAGUGCUACAUCAUAUGGUGUUAAUUUUACAGAAAUAUUUUAUCAAGAAGUGUCUUAAAUCGAGCUAUCAUUGCUCAGUACGAAUGUGGUUCAUGAAUAAUGAAUAAGUAACUUAAGUGUGAUUUCAUUAGCAACUGUAUUAAGUAAAAGACAGCCAGCGCUGCUACUAAGACUUUGUCAUUUCUAAACUGGCUGCAUACUAUACUAAGCAAUAAUAGUGAAUAUACAUACAGCUGCUUUUCCGCUUGCAUGAGGUAAUAUUUCUGAAACCACUGAGACAAUCUCACACUGCACUUUUAUAUCAAUAUUAUUAUUAUUAUUAUUGUAAUUUUGGAAAGGUUAUUGGUUAAAAUUGUUUUUAAUAUUCAAGUGGAUCAGCUUAAAGUGGAGUCAUCAUUCCCUUUUGUUAUAAACGUGAAGACACUAGAACAUUUAAAAAUGUUUUUUGUUUACACCUGAUAAAAACUUGAAAUAAAAAUGACAAUUGUU
This is a messenger RNA of Misgurnus anguillicaudatus (oriental weatherfish), 1517 nucleotides long. NCBI's taxonomy places the organism in Eukaryota, Metazoa, Chordata, Actinopteri, Cypriniformes, Cobitidae. The record is from RefSeq and is a predicted model, not a curated record.